UUAUGGUUUGUUCACUUCAGGACUAGUUUCUGCAAAUUCUCAAGAUACCAGGGAUUAGACCUUUACAAGUUUUCUGGCUCAGUCCAGUGCUUAAAAGAUGCUGAGACCGAUCCUGGAGAACAUGAUUCUGUGUGUGAGUUGCCAGCAGAAUUUGUAGAGACUGUCAGACCAAGGCCUCAAGGGUCUUCACCAGUAUAUGACUACACAUUGACUGAAGAAUACAAGGACAAAAACGUGCUGGAGGAAACACCAACCAAGUCAUCUACUAACAUUACAGACCAUAAGCAAGGAUUAGAACAGUUGUCAAAAAAACUAUUUCCUGCAAACAUGAGUGACAAGGGGGAAGUAAAACAAGAGGAUAUUGUGGAAGUGGUUGUGAACACAGAUGUUGAAAAAGGUGCAAGUGGCUUCAGUGUUAGAGGUGGAGAAAAGGAUGGGAUAUUUAUUAAGCACGUUCUGAAAGAGUCCCCUGCUGCAAAACGUCUAAGCAUGAGAGAAGGUGAUCAACUUAUCAGUGCUACAAUUUAUUUUGACAAUGUUAAGUAUGAAGAUGCACUCAAGAUUUUGCAGUAUUCUGAACCAUACAAAAUGCAAUAUUGCCUGAAACGAAGAAUACCCAGCUCUAUUGAAUUGGAGUCUAUUGACGGGAAAGGAACCAAGUCAGUGGGGCAUGAUGAAGACUUUUUCAUAAAACUGUAUGGAAGUAAAUCAAAAGCAAGAGGUAUUGCCGAAGAAUUGAAUGCAGAAGGACCACAAAUUCAACAAACCAUCAAGAAGGGGAAGACAAAGAAGACGGAUGUACCUGAUAUCACCUUUUCCUGCCCCAAAUUCCCAGCUUUUAAAAAAUCAAAGACACAGAAACUGGUCAGAUCUCACAGCUUAUCAGAGCCAGGAGAACAUGUUCAGGAUGAUGUCACUGCUACAGGCACAGAUAUCAAAACCCAUUUAAAACCAGUACAAAGCCCACAGAAAGCGAAAAAAACAAGAAGGAAAAUAAAAUUACCACAUAUGGGUACAAAAGAUAUAAACACAGAGAACAAAGAAGCUUGUGAAGACGUAAAGCACGAAAUUUUGAUUGGAAUGAAGGAUUCCACUGUUGUGGAAUGUGCCAAUUUGCAAACAAAUGUACAUGGUACACAACAAAAAUCAAACACCAUAAUGAUCACCACAACUCAAACUAAACAAUUGCUGGCUAAUCAGAGUGAACAAAUGGAAUGUGAUAAGAUUAACAGUGAAUCUAAAGCGAAAAUACCUAAACUCAAAAUAGCUAAAUUUGUACUUCCUGAACCAAUUCUAACAACACAGAAUACAGCAUAUCAAUUGCCAGAGGAAAGAACAUGUUCUCAAUCAAUGCUACAGGAUAUUUCACAAAGCAUUACAGAUGUAAAGGCUGAUGAUAUUUUACCAUUACCAAAGGAGUAUGAUACAAGCACAAGCAAGGAAGUUACUGACAUUUCAAUGCAAGCUUUUGAAAUACAAAACAAAACAGCCAAGGUUGAAAAGCAGCAGAAAAUUAAAGAACAGGAAAUGAAUGAAACAAAAGAUAAAAACUCUCAAACUGAGUCCACAUCUUCUACUCUUGCCAUUGAUGUCAGUCUAAUCAAAGAUGACAUGACACAUGCAAGCAGUGAAUAUACUGUUACAUUAAUGGAAGAAAAAAAAGUACGACACAAGUUGAAUGAGCAAAAGAGUGGACCAAAUGCGCAACAAACUAUUGUACCGGAACAGAAUAUCAUGAUAAAGCAAAAUGACAGUGCAAUAUCCGUGAGCAACAAUCAAGGUGAAAUCAGGGACAGCGAGCUCAUGACAGAAAGUAGUAACCAUCCAGCGAACUCAAAAGCAAUUUCAGGCAAACACCUCAAAAAAGGGAGUAAAUCAAAAACAUCAAAAAACAAAAGCCAGAAAUAUCAAAUUUCCCCAUCUCAACAAAUGGAUACAAACAUUGAAGCCAAGCUAUCUGACAUUCAUGAAGGACCAAAAAUGGCAAUAUCUGCACCUGAUAUUGGAACUCCAAAUAGAAGCUUUAAUAUCAGUCAGACCGAACAAGGCAUUUCCUUCCCAAAAGCUGAGGCAGAGCUAAAGCAGAGAGGUAAACUUGAUGUCGAUGGAGGAAUAGAGAAGCCCAAAUAUGAAAUUUCAAUAAAAGAAACAUCAAUGGAUCAGAAGGCUCCAACAAUAGAUGUAGACAUUGAAUCAGAUGACAUGAAGAUGAAAAGCCAUGAUGAUCAGUUCAAAAAGCCAGUCAUGAAAUCACAAACCUUUGGGGUUUCUAUUCCCAAAUUCAAAGGUCCAGAAAGGGACACAGAUGGGAAAAAGCCAAAAUUAGUCAAUUCACAGAAAGACUCUGACAUGGAGAUAGAGGGAAAAAUGCUUGAGAUAGCUGCUCCAAAGUGUGAACUUGAUAUAGAUGCACCACAACUAGAUAUUGAAGGCAAAAGAGGGAUUACAAAGCUCCCCAAAUUUAAAGGGCGAAAACUUGGAAUUUCUGCAAAUGAUAUUAAAGCACCAAAAAUGAGUCUUGAAUGCAGUUUGCCAAAAGUUGAUAUUUCGCACCCAAAACCUAACAUUGAUAUUAAAAUUCCAGAAGCCGAUAUACAACCAGCAAAGUCAGAAGGUGAAAUUGGUGUCAGAGGUAUAAAUAUGGAGGGUCCAGAAGGCAGUCUAAAAAUGCCAAAGGUUGAAAAGCCAUCAAUAGAUGUAUCUCUUCUGAAGGUGGAAGGUAAAGUUGACAUAGAUGCAGCCGUAGAAAAGCCUGAUAUUGAUGUUUCUUUACCAGAAAUGUCAAAGGACCUUCAAGCCAUUCGUGCUGACAUCCAGGCACCUGAAAUAGAUGUGGAUAUUGAAUCUGCUGAUGGGAAGAUGAAAAGUCAUGGUGGUAAAUUUAGAAUGCCAUCCAUGAAAAUGCCUUCAUUUGGAAUAUAUCUACCCAAAUUCAAAGGUCCAGAGGUGGAUAUGGACGCGAAAAAGCCAGACAUAGAUGUUUCAAUGACAAAGCCCGAAGUGGAGAUUGAGGGCAAAAUGCCUGAAGUGUCCGCUCCUGAGUGUGAACUUGAUGUGGAUUCAUCGCAAGUGGAUAUUGAAGGCAAAAGAGAAAAAAUUAAGGUCCCAAAAUUUAAUGUGCCCAAAUUUGGAAUUUCUGCACCUGAUAUUAAAGCUCCGAAAAUGAGUCUUGAUGUCAGCUUGCCUAAAACAGACAUUACUCUCCCAAAAUCUGAUGCUGAUAUUAAAAUUGCAGAAGGCGAUAUACAACCAGGCAAGUUAGAAGGUGAAAUUGGUGUCGGAGGUAUACAUGUGGAGGGUCCAGAAGUCAGCCUAAAAAUGCCGAAGAUUGAAAAGCCAUCAAUAGAUGUAUCGAUCCCGAAGGUGGAAGGUAAAGUUGACAUUGAUGUGGCCGUAGAAAAGCCUGAUGUUGAUGUUUCUUUACCAGAAAUGUCAAAGGACCUUCAAGCCGUUAGUACUGACAUCCAGGCACCUGAAAUAGAUGUGGAUAUUGAAUCUGCUGAUGGGAAGAUGAAAAGUCAUGGUGGGAAGUUUAAAAUGCCAUCCAUGAAAAUGCCUUCAUUUGGAAUAUCUCUUCACAAGUUCAAAGGUCGAGAGGUGGAUAUGGACGCAAAAAAGCCAGACAUAGAUGUUUCAAUGACAAAGCCUGAAUUGGAGAUCGAGGGCAAAAUGCCUGAAGUGUCCGCUCCUGAGUGUGAACUUGAUGUGGAUUCAUCGCAAGUGGAUAUUGAAGGAAAAAGAGGAAAAAUGAAAGUGCCAAAAUUUGGAAUUUCUGCACCUGAUUUUAAAGCUCCGAAAAUGAAUCUUGAUGUCAGCUUGCCUAAAACUGAUAUUACUCUCCCAAAACCUGAUGCUGAUAUUAACAUUCCAGAAGGCGAUAUACAACCAGGCAAGUUAGAAGGUGAAAUUGGUGUCGGAGGUAUACAUGUGGAGGGUCCAGAAGUCAGUCUAAAAAUGCCAAAGAUUAAAAAGCCAUCAAUAGAUGUAUCGCUCCCGAAGGUGGAAGGUAAAGUUGACAUUGAUGUGGCCGUAGAGAAGCCUGAUGUUGAGGUUUCAGUUCCAGAAAUUUCAACGGAUUUACAAGCCAUUAGUACUGACAUCCAGGCACCUGAAAUACAUGUGGAUAUUGAAUCCGCUGAUGGGAAGAUCAAAAGUCAUGGUGGGAAGUUUAAAAUGCCAUCCAUGAAAAUGCCUUCAUUUGGAAUAUCUCUUCCCAAAUUCAAAGGUCCAGGGGUGGAUAUGGACGGAAAAAAGCCAGACAUAGAUGUUUCAAUGACAAAGCCUGAAGCGGAGAUAGAGGGCAAAAUGCCUGAAGUCUCCGCUCCGGAGUGUGAAGUUGAUGUAGAUUCAUUGCAAGUGGAUAUUGAAGGCAAAAGAGGGAAAAUGAAGGUCCCAAAAUUUAAGGUGCCAAAAUUUGGAAUUUCUGCACCUGAUAUUAAAGCUCCGAAGAUGAGUCUUGAUGUCAGCGUGCCUAAAACUGAUAUUACUCUCCCAAAACUUGAUGCUGAUAUUAAAAUUCCAGAAGGCGAUAUAAAACCAGGCAAGUUAGAAGGUGAAAUUGGUGUUGGAGGUAUACAUGUGGAGGGUCCUGAAGUUAAUGUAAAAAUGCCAAAGAUUGAAAAGCCAUCAACAGAUGUAUCUCUCCUGAAGGUGGAAGGUAAAGUUGACAUUGAUGUGGCUGUAGAGAAGCCUGAUGUUGAGGUUUCAGUUCCAGAAAUGUCAACGGAUCUACAAGCCAUUAGUACUGACAUCCAGGCACCCGAAAUAGAUGUGGAUAUUGAAUCCGCUGAUGGGAAGAUCAAAAGUCAUGGUGGGAAGUUUAAAAUGCCAUCCAUGAAAAUGCCUUCAUUUGGAAUAUCUCUUCCCAAAUUCAAAGGUCCAGGGGUGGAUAUGGACAUAAAAAAGCCAGACAUAGAUGUUUCAAUGACAAAGCCUGAAGUGGAGAUCGAGGGCAAAAUGCCUGAAGUGUCCGCUCGUGAGUGUGAACUUGAUGUGGAUUCAUCGCAAGUGGAUAUUGAAGGAAAAAGAGGAAAAAUGAAAGUGCCAAAAUUUGGAAUUUCUGCACCUGAUUUUAAAGCUCCGAAAAUGAGUCUUGAUGUCAGCUUGCCUAAAACUGAUAUUACUCUCCCAAAACCUGAUGCUGAUAUUAAAAUUCUAGAAGGCGAUAUACAACCAGGCAAGUUAGAAGGUGAAAUUGGUGUCGGAGGUAUACAUGUGGAGGGUCCAGAAGUCAGCCUAAAAAUGCCAAUGAUUAAAAAGCCAUCAAUAGAUGUAUCGCUCCCGAAGGUGGAAGGUAAAGUUGACAUUGAUGUGGCCGUAGAGAAGCCUGAUGUUGAGGUUUCAGUUCCAGAAAUGUCAACGGAUUUACAAGCCAUUAGUACUGACAUCCAGGCACCUGAAAUACAUGUGGAUAUUGAAUCCGCUGAUGGGAAGAUCAAAAGUCAUGGUGGGAAGUUUAAAAUGCCAUCCAUGAAAAUGCCUUCAUUUGGAAUAUCUCUUCCCAAAUUCAAAGGUCCAGGGGUGGAUAUGGACGUAAAAAAGCCAGACAUAGAUGUUUCAAUGACAAAGCCUGAAGUGGAGAUCGAGGGCAAAAUGCCUGAAGUGUCCGCUCGUGAGUGUGAACUUGAUGUGGAUUCAUCGCAAGUGGAUAUUGAAGGAAAAAGAGGAAAAAUGAAAGUGCCAAAAUUUGGAAUUUCUGCACCUGAUUUUAAAGCUCCGAAAAUGAGUCUUGAUGUCAGCUUGCCUAAAACUGAUAUUACUCUCCCAAAACCUGAUGCUGAUAUUAAAAUUCUAGAAGGCGAUAUAAAACCAGGCAAGUUAGAAGGUGAAAUUGGUGUCGGAGGUAUACAUGUGGAGGGUCCUGAAGUCAGUCUAAAAAUGCCAAAGAUUGAAAAGCCAUCAACAGAUGUAUCUCUCCCGAAGGUGGAAGGUAAAGUUGACAUUGAUGUGGCCGUAGAGAAGCCUGAUGUUGGUGUUUCUUUAGCAGAAAUGUCAAAGGACCUUCAAGCCAUUAGUACUGACAUCCAGGCACCUGAAAUAGAUGUGGAUAUUGAAUCCACUGAUGGGAAGAUCAAAAGUCAUGGUGGUAAGUUUAAAAUGCCAUCAUUUGGAAUAUCUCUUCCCAAAUUCAAAGGUCCAGAGGUCGAUAAGGAUGUAAAAAAGCCAGCCAUCGAUGUUUCAAUGACAAAGCCUGAAGUGGAGAUUGAGGGCAAAAUGUCUGAAGUGUCCGCUCCAGAGUGUGAAGUUGAUGUAGAUUCAUUGCAAGUGGAUAUUGAAGGCAAAAGUGGGACAAUGAAGGUCCCAAAAUUUAAGGUGCCAAAAUUUGGAAUUUCUGCACCUGAUAUUAAAGCUCCGAAAAUGAGUCUUGAUGUCAGCUUGCCUAAAACUGAUAUUACUCUCCCAAAACUUGAUGCUGAUAUUAAAAUUCCAGAAGGCGAUAUAAAACCAGGCAAGUUAGAAGGUGAAAUUGGUGUCGGAGGUAUACAUGUGGAGGGUCCUGAAGUCAGUCUAAAAAUGCCAAAGAUUGAAAAGCCAUCAACAGAUGUAUCUCUCCCGAAGGUGGAAGGUAAAGUUGACAUUGAUGUAGCCGUAGAAAAGCGUGAUGUUGAUGUUUCUUUACCAGAAAUGUCAAAGGACCUUCAAGCCGUUAGUACUGACAUCCAGGCACCUGAAAUAGAUGUGGAUAUUGAAUCUGCUGAUGGGAAGAUGAAAAGUCAUGGUGGUAAAUUUAAAAUGCCAUCCAUGAAAAUGCCUUCAUUUGGAAUAUCUCUUCCCAAAUUCAAAGGCCCAGAGGUGGAUAUGGACGCGAAAAAGCCAGACAUAGAUGUUUCCAUGACAAAGCCUGAAGUGGAGAUCAAGGGCAAAAUGCCUGAAGUGUCCGCUCCUGAGUGUGAACUUGAUGUGGAUUCACCGCAAGUGGAUAUUGUAGGAAAAAGAGGAAAAAUGAAAGUGCCAAAAUUUGGAAUUUCUGCACCUGAUAUUAAAGUUCCGAAAAUGAAUCUUGAUGUCAGCUUGCCUAAAACUGAUAUUACUCUCCCAAAACCUGAUGCUGAUAUUAAAAUUCCAGAAGGCGAUAUACAACCAGGCAAGUUAGAAGGUGAAAUUGGUGUCGGAGGUAUACAUAUGGAGGGUCCAGAAGUCAGCCUAAAAAUACCAAAGAUUGAAAAGCCAUCAAUAGAUAUUUCGCUCCCGAAGGUGGAAGGUAAAGUUGACAUUGAUGUGGCCGUAGAGAAGCCUGAUGUUGAGGUUUCAGUUCCAGAAAUGUCAACGGAUCUACAAGCCAUUAGUACUGAUAUCCAGGCACCCGAAAUAGAUGUGGAUAUUGAAUCCGCUGAUGGGAAGAUCAAAAGUCAUGGUGGGAAGUUUAAAAUGCCAUCCAUGAAAAUGCCUUCAUUUGGAAUAUCUCUUCCCAAAUUCAAAGGCCCAGAGGUGGAUAUGGACGUAAAAAAGCCAGACAUAGAUGUUUCAAUGACAAAGCCUGAAGUGGUGAUAGAGGGCAAAAUGCCUGAAGUCUCCGCUCCAGAGUGUGAAGUUGAUGUAGAUUCAUUGCAAGUGGAUAUUGAAGGCAAAAGAGGGAAAAUGAAGGUCCCAGAAUUUAAGGUGCCCAAAUUUGGAAUUUCUGCACCUGAUAUUAAAGCUCCGAAAAUGAGUCUUGAUGUCAGCUUGCCUCAAACUGAUAUUACUCUCCCAAAACCCGAUGCUGCUAUUAAAAUUCCAGAAGGCAAUAUACAACCAGGCAAGUUAGAAGGUGAAAUUGGUGUCGGAGGUAUAUAUGUCGAGGGUCCUGAAGUCAGUCUAAAAAUGCCAAAGAUUGAAAAGCCAUCAAUAGAUGUAUCUCUCCCGAAGGUGGAUGGUAAAGUUGACAUUGAUGUAGCCGUAGAAAAGCGUGAAAUUGAUGUUUCUUUACCAGAAAUGUCAAAGGACCUUCAAGCCAUUAGUACUGACAUCCAGGCACCUGAAAUAGAUGUGGAUAUUGAAUCUGCUGAUGGGAAGAUCAAAAGUCAUGGUGGGAAGUUUAAAAUGCCAUCCAUGAAAAUGCCUUCAUUUGGAAUAUCUCUUCCCAAAUUCAAAGGCCCAGAGGUGGAUAUGGACGUAAAAAAGCCAGACAUAGAUGUUUCAAUGACAAAGCCUGAAUUGGAGAUCGAGGGCAAAAUGCCUGAAGUGUCCGCUCCUGAGUGUGAACUUGAUGUAGAUUCACCGCAAGUGCAUAUUGAAGGAAAAAGAAGAAAAAUGAAAGUGCCAACAUUUGGAAUUUCUGCACCUGAUAUUAAAGCUCCGAAAAUGAGUCUUGAUGUCAGCUUUCCUAAAACUGAUAUUACUCUCCCAAAACCUGAUGCUGCUAUUAAAAUUCCAGAAGGCGAUAUACAACCAGGCAAGUUAGAAGGUGAAAUUGGUGUCGGAGGUAUACAUGUGGAGGGUCCAGAAGUCAGCCUAAAAAUGCCAAUGAUUAAAAAGCCAUCAAUAGAUGUAUCGCUCCCGAAGGUGGAAGGUAAAGUUGACAUUGAUGUGGCCGUAGAGAAGCCUGAUGUUGAGGUUUCAGUUCCAGAAAUGUCAACGGAUCUACAAUCCAUUAGUACUGACAUCCAGGCACCUGAAAUAGAUGUGGAUAUUGAAUCCGCUGAUGGGAAGAUCAAAAGUCAUGGUGGGAAGUUUAAAAUGCCAUCCAUGAAAAUGCCUUCAUUUGGAAUAUCUCUUCCCAAAUUCAAAGGCCCAGAGGUGGAUAUGGACGUAAAAAAGCCAGACAUAGAUGUUUCAAUGACAAAGCCUGAAUUGGAGAUCGAGGGCAAAAUGCCUGAAGUGUCCGCUCCUGAGUGUGAACUUGAUGUAGAUUCAUUGCAAGUGGAUAUUGAAGGCAAAAGAGGGAAAAUGAAGGUCCCAAAAUUUAAGGUGCCCAAAUUUGGAAUUUCUGCACCUGAUAUUAAAGCUCCGAAAAUGAGCCUUGAUGUCAGCUUGCCUGAAACUGAUAUUACUCUCCCAAAACCUGAUGCUGAUAUUAAAAUUCCAGAAGGCAAUAUACAACCAGGCAAGUUAGAAGGUGAAAUUGGUGUCGGAGGUAUACAUGUGGAGGGGCCUGAAGUCAGUCUAAAAAUGCCAAAGAUUGAAAAGCCAUCAACAGAUGUAUCUCUCCCGAAGGUGGAAGGUAAAGUUGACAUUGAUGUAGCCGUAGAAAAGCGUGAAAUUGAUGUUUCUUUACCAGAAAUGUCAAAGGACCUUCAAGCCAUUAGUACUGACAUCCAGGCACCUGAAAUAGAUGUGGAUAUUGAAUCUGCUGAUGGGAAGAUGAAAAGUCAUGGUGGUAAAUUUAAAAUGCCAUCCAUGAAAAUGCCUUCAUUUGGAAUAUCUCUUCCCAAAUUUAAAGGUCCAGUGGUGGAUAUAGACGCGAAAAAGCCAGACAUAGAUGUUUCAAUGACAAAGCCUGAAUUGGAGAUCGAGGGCAAAAUGCCUGAAGUGUCCGCUCCUGAGUGUGAACGUGAUGUGGAUUCAUCGCAAGUGGAUAUUGAAGGAAAAAGAAGAAAAAUGAAAGUGCCAACAUUUGGAAUUUGUGCACCUGAUAUUAAAGCUCCGAAAAUGAGUCUUGAUGUCAGCUUGCCUAAAACUGAUAUUACUCUCCCAAAACUUGAUGCUGAUAUUAAAAUUCCAGAAGGCGAUAUACAACCAGGCAAGUUAGAAGGUGAAAUUGGUGUCGGAGGUAAACAUGUGGAGGGUCCUGAAGUUAGUCUAAAAAUGCCAAAGAUUGAAAAGCCAUCAACAGAUGUAUCUCUCCCGAAGGUGGAAGGUAAAGUUGACAUUGAUGUGGCUGUAGAGAAGCCUGAUGUUGAGGUUUCAGUUCCAGAAAUGUCAACGGAUCUACAAGCCAUUAUUACUGACAUCCAGGCACCCGAAAUAGAUGUGGAUAUUGAAUCCGCUGAUGGGAAGAUCAAAAGUCAUGGUGGGAAGUUUAAAAUACCAUCCAUGAAAAUGCCUUCAUUUGGAAUAUCUCUUCCCAAAUUCAAAGGUCCAAGGGUGGAUAUGGACGUAAAAAAGCCAGACAUAGAUGUUUCAAUGACAAAGCCUGAAGUGGAGAUAGAGGGCAAAAUGCCUGAAGUCUCCGCUGCAGAGUGUGAAGUUGAUGUAGAUUCAUUGCAAGUGGAUAUUGAAGGCAAAAGAGGGAAAAUGAAGGUCCCAAAAUUUAAGGUGCCAAAAUUUGGAAUUUCUGCACCUGAUAUUAAAGCUCCGAAAAUGAGUCUUGAUGUCAGCUUGCCUAAAACUGAUAUUACUCUCCCAAAACUUGAUGCUGAUAUUAAAAUUCCAGAAGGCGAUAUAAAACCAGGCAAGUUAGAAGGUGAAAUUGGUGUUGGAGGUAUACAUGUGGAGGGUCCUGAAGUUAGUCUAAAAAUGCCAAAGAUUGAAAAGCCAUCAACAGAUGUAUCUCUCCCGAAGGUGGAAGGUAAAGUUGACAUUGAUGUAGUCGUAGAAAAGCCUGAUGUUGGUGUUUCUUUACCAGAAAUGUCAAAGGACCUUCAAGCCCAGGCACCUGAAAUAGAUGUGGAUAUUGAAUCUGCUGAUGGGAAGAUGAAAAGUCAUGGUGGUAAAUUUAGAAUGCCAUCCAUGAAAAUGCCUUCAUUUGGAAUAUCUCUUCACAAAUUCAAAGGUCCAGAGGUGGAUAUGGACGCGAAAAAGCCAGACAUAGAUGUUUCAAUGACAAAGCCCGAAGUGGAGAUUGAGGGCAAAAUGCCUGAAGUGUCCGCUCCUGAGUGUGAACUUGAUGUGGAUUCAUCGCAAGUGGAUAUUGAAGGCAAAAGAGAAAAAAUUAAGGUCCCAAAAUUUAAUGUGCCCAAAUUUGGAAUUUCUGCACCUGAUAUUAAAGCUCCGAAAAUGAGUCUUGAUGUCAGCUUGCCUAAAACUGAUAUUACUCUCCCAAAAUCUGAUGCUGAUAUUAAAAUUGCAGAAGGCGAUAUACAACCAGGCAAGUUAGAAGGUGAAAUUGGUGUCGGAGGUAUACAUGUGGAGGGUCCAGAAGUCAGCCUAAAAAUGCCGAAGAUUGAAAAGCCAUCAAUAGAUGUAUCGAUCCCGAAGGUGGAAGGUAAAGUUGACAUUGAUGUGGCCGUAGAAAAGCCUGAUGUUGAUGUUUCUUUACCAGAAAUGUCAAAGGACCUUCAAGCCGUUAGUACUGACAUCCAGGCACCUGAAAUAGAUGUGGAUAUUGAAUCUGCUGAUGGGAAGUUGAAAAGUCAUGGUGGUAAAUUUAAAAUGCCAUCCAUGAAAAUGCCUUCAUUUGGAAUAUCUCUUCACAAGUUCAAAGGUCGAGAGGUGGAUAUGGACGCAAAAAAGCCAGACAUAGAUGUUUCAAUGACAAAGCCUGAAUUGGAGAUCGAGGGCAAAAUGCCUGAAGUGUCCGCUCCUGAGUGUGAACUUGAUGUGGAUUCAUCGCAAGUGGAUAUUGAAGGAAAAAGAGGAAAAAUGAAAGUGCCAAAAUUUGGAAUUUCUGCACCUGAUUUUAAAGCUCCGAAAAUGAAUCUUGAUGUCAGCUUGCCUAAAACUGAUAUUACUCUCCCAAAACCUGAUGCUGAUAUUAACAUUCCAGAAGGCGAUAUACAACCAGGCAAGUUAGAAGGUGAAAUUGGUGUCGGAGGUAUACAUGUGGAGGGUCCAGAAGUCAGUCUAAAAAUGCCAAAGAUUAAAAAGCCAUCAAUAGAUGUAUCGCUCCCGAAGGUGGAAGGUAAAGUUGACAUUGAUGUGGCCGUAGAGAAGCCUGAUGUUGAGGUUUCAGUUCCAGAAAUUUCAACGGAUUUACAAGCCAUUAGUACUGACAUCCAGGCACCUGAAAUACAUGUGGAUAUUGAAUCCGCUGAUGGGAAGAUCAAAAGUCAUGGUGGGAAGUUUAAAAUGCCAUCUAUGAAAAUGCCUUCAUUUGGAAUAUCUCUUCCCAAAUUCAAAGGUCCAGGGGUGGAUAUGGACGGAAAAAAGCCAGACAUAGAUGUUUCAAUGACAAAGCCUGAAGCGGAGAUAGAGGGCAAAAUGCCUGAAGUCUCCGCUCCGGAGUGUGAAGUUGAUGUAGAUUCAUUGCAAGUGGAUAUUGAAGGCAAAAGAGGGAAAAUGAAGGUCCCAAAAUUUAAGGUGCCAAAAUUUGGAAUUUCUGCACCUGAUAUUAAAGCUCCGAAGAUGAGUCUUGAUGUCAGCGUGCCUAAAACUGAUAUUACUCUCCCAAAACUUGAUGCUGAUAUUAAAAUUCCAGAAGGCGAUAUAAAACCAGGCAAGUUAGAAGGUGAAAUUGGUGUUGGAGGUAUACAUGUGGAGGGUCCUGAAGUUAAUGUAAAAAUGCCAAAGAUUGAAAAGCCAUCAACAGAUGUAUCUCUCCUGAAGGUGGAAGGUAAAGUUGACAUUGAUGUGGCUGUAGAGAAGCCUGAUGUUGAGGUUUCAGUUCCAGAAAUGUCAACGGAUCUACAAGCCAUUAGUACUGACAUCCAGGCACCCGAAAUAGAUGUGGAUAUUGAAUCCGCUGAUGGGAAGAUCAAAAGUCAUGGUGGGAAGUUUAAAAUGCCAUCCAUGAAAAUGCCUUCAUUUGGAAUAUCUCUUCCCAAAUUCAAAGGUCCAGGGGUGGAUAUGGACAUAAAAAAGCCAGACAUAGAUGUUUCAAUGACAAAGCCUGAAGUGGAGAUCGAGGGCAAAAUGCCUGAAGUGUCCGCUCGUGAGUGUGAACUUGAUGUGGAUUCAUCGCAAGUGGAUAUUGAAGGAAAAAGAGGAAAAAUGAAAGUGCCAAAAUUUGGAAUUUCUGCACCUGAUUUUAAAGCUCCGAAAAUGAGUCUUGAUGUCAGCUUGCCUAAAACUGAUAUUACUCUCCCAAAACCUGAUGCUGAUAUUAAAAUUCUAGAAGGCGAUAUACAACCAGGCAAGUUAGAAGGUGAAAUUGGUGUCGGAGGUAUACAUGUGGAGGGUCCUGAAGUCAGUCUAAAAAUGCCAAAGAUUGAAAAGCCAUCAACAGAUGUAUCUCUCCCGAAGGUGGAAGGUAAAGUUGACAUUGAUGUGGCCGUAGAGAAGCCUGAUGUUGGUGUUUCUUUAGCAGAAAUGUCAAAGGACCUUCAAGCCAUUAGUACUGACAUCCAGGCACCUGAAAUAGAUGUGGAUAUUGAAUCCACUGAUGGGAAGAUCAAAAGUCAUGGUGGUAAGUUUAAAAUGCCAUCAUUUGGAAUAUCUCUUCCCAAAUUCAAAGGUCCAGAGGUCGAUAAGGAUGUAAAAAAGCCAGCCAUCGAUGUUUCAAUGACAAAGCCUGAAGUGGAGAUUGAGGGCAAAAUGUCUGAAGUGUCCGCUCCAGAGUGUGAAGUUGAUGUAGAUUCAUUGCAAAUGGAUAUUGAAGGCAAAAGUGGGACAAUGAAGGUCCCAAAAUUUAAGGUGCCAAAAUUUGGAAUUUCUGCACCUGAUAUUAAAGCUCCGAAAAUGAGUCUUGAUGUCAGCUUGCCUAAAACUGAUAUUACUCUCCCAAAACUUGAUGCUGAUAUUAAAAUUCCAGAAGGCGAUAUAAAACCAGGCAAGUUAGAAGGUGAAAUUGGUGUCGGAGGUAUACAUGUGGAGGGUCCUGAAGUCAGUCUAAAAAUGCCAAAGAUUGAAAAGCCAUCAACAGAUGUAUCUCUCCCGAAGGUGGAAGGUAAAGUUGACAUUGAUGUAGCCGUAGAAAAGCGUGAUGUUGAUGUUUCUUUACCAGAAAUGUCAAAGGACCUUCAAGCCGUUAGUACUGACAUCCAGGCACCUGAAAUAGAUGUGGAUAUUGAAUCUGCUGAUGGGAAGAUGAAAAGUCAUGGUGGUAAAUUUAAAAUGCCAUCCAUGAAAAUGCCUUCAUUUGGAAUAUCUCUUCCCAAAUUCAAAGGCCCAGAGGUGGAUAUGGACGCGAAAAAGCCAGACAUAGAUGUUUCCAUGACAAAGCCUGAAGUGGAGAUCAAGGGCAAAAUGCCUGAAGUGUCCGCUCCUGAGUGUGAACUUGAUGUGGAUUCACCGCAAGUGGAUAUUGUAGGAAAAAGAGGAAAAAUGAAAGUGCCAAAAUUUGGAAUUUCUGCACCUGAUAUUAAAGUUCCGAAAAUGAAUCUUGAUGUCAGCUUGCCUAAAACUGAUAUUACUCUCCCAAAACCUGAUGCUGAUAUUAAAAUUCCAGAAGGCGAUAUACAACCAGGCAAGUUAGAAGGUGAAAUUGGUGUCGGAGGUAUACAUAUGGAGGGUCCAGAAGUCAGCCUAAAAAUACCAAAGAUUGAAAAGCCAUCAAUAGAUAUUUCGCUCCCGAAGGUGGAAGGUAAAGUUGACAUUGAUGUGGCCGUAGAGAAGCCUGAUGUUGAGGUUUCAGUUCCAGAAAUGUCAACGGAUCUACAAGCCAUUAGUACUGACAUCCAGGCACCCGAAAUAGAUGUGGAUAUUGAAUCCGCUGAUGGGAAGAUCAAAAGUCAUGGUGGGAAGUUUAAAAUGCCAUCCAUGAAAAUGCCUUCAUUUGGAAUAUCUCUUCCCAAAUUCAAAGGCCCAGAGGUGGAUAUGGACGUAAAAAAGCCAGACAUAGAUGUUUCAAUGACAAAGCCUGAAGUGGUGAUAGAGGGCAAAAUGCCUGAAGUCUCCGCUCCAGAGUGUGAAGUUGAUGUAGAUUCAUUGCAAGUGGAUAUUGAAGGCAAAAGAGGGAAAAUGAAGGUCCCAGAAUUUAAGGUGCCCAAAUUUGGAAUUUCUGCACCUGAUAUUAAAGCUCCGAAAAUGAGUCUUGAUGUCAGCUUGCCUCAAACUGAUAUUACUCUCCCAAAACCCGAUGCUGCUAUUAAAAUUCCAGAAGGCAAUAUACAACCAGGCAAGUUAGAAGGUGAAAUUGGUGUCGGAGGUAUACAUGUGGAGGGUCCAGGAGUCAGUCUAAAAAUGCCAAAGAUUGAAAAGCCAUCAAUAGAUGUAUCUCUCCCGAAGGUGGAAGGUAAAGUUGACAUUGAUGUGGCCGUAGAGAAGCCUGAUGUUGAGGUUUCAGUUCCAGAAAUGUCAACGGAUCUACAAGCCAUUAGUACUGACAUCCAGGCACCUGAAAUAGAUGUGGAUAUUGAAUCCGCUGAUGGGAAGAUCAAAAGUCAUGGUGGGAAGUUUAAAAUGCCAUCCAUGAAAAUGCCUUCAUUUGGAAUAUCUCUUCCCAAAUUCAAAGGCCCAGAGGUGGAUAUGGACGUAAAAAAGCCAGACAUAGAUGUUUCAAUGACAAAGCCUGAAUUGGAGAUCGAGGGCAAAAUGCCUGAAGUGUCCGCUCCUGAGUGUGAACUUGAUGUGGAGUCACCGCAAGUGCAUAUUGAAGGAAAAAGAAGAAAAAUGAAAGUGCCAACAUUUGGAAUUUCUGCACCUGAUAUUAAAGCUCCGAAAAUGAGUCUUGAUGUCAGCUUGCCUAAAACUGAUAUUACUCUCCCAAAACCUGAUGCUGAUAUUAAAAUUCCAGAAGGUGAUAUACAACCAGACAAGUUAGAAGGUGAAAUUGGUGUCGGAGGUAUACAUGUGGAGGGUCCAGGAGUCAGCCUAAAAAUGCCAAUGAUUAAAAAGCCAUCAAUAGAUGUAUCGCUCCCGAAGGUGGAAGGUAAAGUUGACAUUGAUGUGGCCGUAGAGAAGCCUGAUGUUGAGGUUUCAGUUCCAGAAAUGUCAACGGAUCUACAAGCCAUUAGUACUGACAUCCAGGCACCUGAAAUAGAUGUGGAUAUUGAAUCCGCUGAUGGGAAGAUCAAAAGUCAUGGUGGGAAGUUUAAAAUGCCAUCCAUGAAAAUGCCUUCAUUUGGAAUAUCUCUUCCCAAAUUCAAAGGCCCAGAGCUGGAUAUGGACGUAAAAAAGCCAGACAUAGAUGUUUCAAUGACAAAGCCUGAAUUGGAGAUCGAGGGCAAAAUGCCUGAAGUGUCCGCUCCUGAGUGUGAACUUGAUGUGGAUUCAUCGCAAGUGGAUAUUGAAGGAAAAAGAGGAAAAAUGAAAGUGCCAAAAUUUGGAAUUUCUGCACCUGAUAUUAAAGCUCCGAAAAUGAGACUUGAUGUCAGCUUUCCUAAAACUGAUAUUACUCCCCCAAAACCUGAUGCUGCUAUUAAAAUUCCAGAAGGCGAUAUACAACCAGGCAAGUUAGAAGGUGAAAUUGGUGUCGGAGGUAUACAUGUGGAGGGUCCUGAAGUCAGUCUAAAAAUGCCAAAGAUUGAAAAGCCAUCAACAGAUGUAUCUCUCCCGAAGGUGGAUGGUAAAGUUGACAUUGAUGUAGCCGUAGAAAAGCGUGAAGUUGAUGUUUCUUUACCAGAAAUGUCAAAGGACCUUCAAGCCAUUAGUACUGACAUCCAGGCACCUGAAAUAGAUGUGGAUAUUGAAUCUGCUGAUGGGAAGAUCAAAAGUCAUGGUGGGAAGUUUAAAAUGCCAUCCAUGAAAAUGCCUUCAUUUGGAAUAUCUCUUCCCAAAUUCAAAGGCCCAGAGGUGGAUAUGGACGUAAAAAAGCCAGACAUAGAUGUUUCAAUGACAAAGCCUGAAUUGGAGAUCGAGGGCAAAAUGCCUGAAGUGUCCGCUCCUGAGAGUGAACUUGAUGUAGAUUCACCGCAAGUGCAUAUUGAAGGAAAAAGAAGAAAAAUGAAAGUGCCAACAUUUGGAAUUUCUGCACCUGAUAUUAAAGCUCCGAAAAUGAGUCUUGAUGUCAGCUUUCCUAAAACUGAUAUUACUCUCCCAAAACCUGAUGCUGCUAUUAAAAUUCCAGAAGGCGAUAUACAACCAGGCAAGUUAGAAGGUGAAAUUGGUGUCGGAGGUAUACAUGUGGAGGGUCCAGAAGUCAGCCUAAAAAUGCCAAUGAUUAAAAAGCCAUCAAUAGAUGUAUCGCUCCCGAAGGUGGAAGGUAAAGUUGACAUUGAUGUGGCCGUAGAGAAGCCUGAUGUUGAGGUUUCAGUUCCAGAAAUGUCAACGGAUCUACAAUCCAUUAGUACUGACAUCCAGGCACCUGAAAUAGAUGUGGAUAUUGAAUCCGCUGAUGGGAAGAUCAAAAGUCAUGGUGGGAAGUUUAAAAUGCCAUCCAUGAAAAUGCCUUCAUUUGGAAUAUCUCUUCCCAAAUUCAAAGGCCCAGAGGUGGAUAUGGACGUAAAAAAGCCAGACAUAGAUGUUUCAAUGACAAAGCCUGAAUUGGAGAUCGAGGGCAAAAUGCCUGAAGUGUCCGCUCCUGAGUGUGAACUUGAUGUAGAUUCAUUGCAAGUGGAUAUUGAAGGCAAAAGAGGGAAAAUGAAGGUCCCAAAAUUUAAGGUGCCCAAAUUUGGAAUUUCUGCACCUGAUAUUAAAGCUCCGAAAAUGAGUCUUGAUGUCAGCUUGCCUAAAACUGAUAUUACUCUCCCAAAACCUGAUGCUGAUAUUAAAAUUCCAGAAGGCAAUAUACAACCAGGCAAGUUAGAAGGUGAAAUUGGUGUCGGAGGUAUACAUGUGGAGGGGCCUGAAGUCAGUCUAAAAAUGCCAAAGAUUGAAAAGCCAUCAACAGAUGUAUCUCUCCCGAAGGUGGAAGGUAAAGUUGACAUUGAUGUAGCCGUAGAAAAGUGUGAAGUUGAUGUUUCUUUACCAGAAAUGUCAAAGGACCUUCAAGCCAUUAGUACUGACAUCCAGGCACCUGAAAUAGAUGUGGAUAUUGAAUCUGCUGAUGGGAAGAUCAAAAGUCAUGGUGGGAAGUUUAAAAUGCCAUCCAUGAAAAUGCCUUCAUUUGGAAUAUCUCUUCCCAAAUUCAAAGGCCCAGAGGUGGAUAUGGACGCGAAAAAGCCAGACAUAGAUGUUUCCAUGACAAAGCCUGAAGUGGAGAUCAAGGGCAAAAUGCCUGAAGUGUCCGCUCCUGAGUGUGAACUUGAUGUGGAUUCAUCGCAAGUGGAUAUUGAAGGAAAAAGAGGAAAAAUGAAAGUGCCAAAAUUUGGAAUUUCUGCACCUGAUAUUAAAGCUCCGAAAAUGAGUCUUGAUGUCAGCUUUCCUAAAACUGAUAUUACUCUCCCAAAACCUGAUGCUGCUAUUAAAAUUCCAGAAGGCGAUAUACAACCAGGCAAGUUAGCAGGUGAAAUUGGUGUCGGAGGUAUACAUGUGGAGGGUCCAGAAGGCAGCCUAAAAAUGCCAAUGAUUAAAAAGCCAUCAAUAGAUGUAUCGCUCCCGAAGGCGGAACGUAAAGUUGACAUUGAUGUGGCCGUAGAGAAGCCUGAUGUUGAGGUUUCAGUUCCAGAAAUGUCAACGGAUCUACAAGCCAUUAGUACUGACAUCCAGGCACCUGAAAUAGAUGUGGAUAUUGAAUCCGCUGAUGGGAAGAUCAAAAGUCAUGGUGGGAAGUUUAAAAUGCCAUCCAUGAAAAUGCCUUCAUUUGGAAUAUCUCUUCCCAAAUUCAAAGGUCCAGGGGUGGAUAUGGACGUCAAAAAGCCAGAGAUAGAUGUUUCAAUGACAAAGCCUGAGGUGGAGAUAGAGGGCAAAAUGCCUGAAGUCUCCGCUCCAGAGUGUGAAGUUGAUGUAGAUUCAUUGCAAGUGGAUAUUGAAGGCAAAAGAGGGAAAAUGAAGGUCCCAAAAUUUAAGGUGCCCAGAUUUGGAAUUUCUGCACCUGAUAUUAAAGCUCUGAAAAUGAGCCUUGAUGUCAGCUUGCCUGAAACUGAUAUUACUCUCCCAAAACCUGAUGCUGAUAUUAAAAUUCCAGAAGGCAAUAUACAACCAGGCAAGUUAGAAGGUGAAAUUGGUGUCGGAGGUAUACAUGUGGAGGGUCCUGAAGUCAGUCUAAAAAUGCCAAAGAUUGAAAAGCCAUCAACAGAUGUAUCUCUCCCGAAGGUGGAAGGUAAAGUUGACAUUGAUGUAGCCGUAGAAAAGCGUGAAAUUGAUGUUUCUUUACCAGAAAUGUCAAAGGACCUUCAAGCCAUUAGUACUGACAUCCAGGCACCUGAAAUAGAUGUGGAUAUUGAAUCUGCUGAUGGGAAGAUGAAAAGUCAUGGUGGUAAAUUUAAAAUGCCAUCCAUGAAAAUGCCUUCAUUUGGAAUAUCUCUUCCCAAAUUUAAAGGUCCAGUGGUGGAUAUAGACGCGAAAAAGCCAGACAUAGAUGUUUCAAUGACAAAGCCUGAAUUGGAGAUCGAGGGCAAAAUGCCUGAAGUGUCCGCUCCUGAGUGUGAACGUGAUGUGGAUUCAUCGCAAGUGGAUAUUGAAGGAAAAAGAAGAAAAAUGAAAGUGCCAACAUUUGGAAUUUGUGCACCUGAUAUUAAAGCUCCGAAAAUGAGUCUUGAUGUCAGCUUGCCUAAAACUGAUAUUACUCUCCCAAAACUUGAUGCUGAUAUUAAAAUUCCAGAAGGCGAUAUACAACCAGGCAAGUUAGAAGGUGAAAUUGGUGUCGGAGGUAAACAUGUGGAGGGUCCUGAAGUUAGUCUAAAAAUGCCAAAGAUUGAAAAGCCAUCAACAGAUGUAUCUCUCCCGAAGGUGGAAGGUAAAGUUGACAUUGAUGUGGCUGUAGAGAAGCCUGAUGUUGAGGUUUCAGUUCCAGAAAUGUCAACGGAUCUACAAGCCAUUAUUACUGACAUCCAGGCACCCGAAAUAGAUGUGGAUAUUGAAUCCGCUGAUGGGAAGAUCAAAAGUCAUGGUGGGAAGUUUAAAAUACCAUCCAUGAAAAUGCCUUCAUUUGGAAUAUCUCUUCCCAAAUUCAAAGGUCCAAGGGUGGAUAUGGACGUAAAAAAGCCAGACAUAGAUGUUUCAAUGACAAAGCCUGAAUUGGAGAUCGAGGGCAAAAUGCCUGAAGUCUCCGCUGCAGAGUGUGAAGUUGAUGUAGAUUCAUUGCAAGUGGAUAUUGAAGGCAAAAGAGGGAAAAUGAAGGUCCCAAAAUUUAAGGUGCCAAAAUUUGGAAUUUCUGCACCUGAUAUUAAAGCUCCGAAAAUGAGUCUUGAUGUCAGCUUGCCUAAAACUGAUAUUACUCUCCCAAAACUUGAUGCUGAUAUUAAAAUUCCAGAAGGCGAUAUAAAACCAGGCAAGUUAGAAGGUGAAAUUGGUGUUGGAGGUAUACAUGUGGAGGGUCCUGAAGUUAGUCUAAAAAUGCCAAAGAUUGAAAAGCCAUCAACAGAUGUAUCUCUCCCGAAGGUGGAAGGUAAAGUUGACAUUGAUGUAGUCGUAGAAAAGCCUGAUGUUGGUGUUUCUUUACCAGAAAUGUCAAAGGACCUUCAAGCCCAGGCACCUGAAAUAGAUGUGGAUAUUGAAUCUGCUGAUGGGAAGAUGAAAAGUCAUGGUGGUAAAUUUAGAAUGCCAUCCAUGAAAAUGCCAUCAUUUGGAAUAUCUCUUCACAAAUUCAAAGGUCCAGAGGUGGAUAUGGACGCGAAAAAGCCAGACAUAGAUGUUUCAAUGACAAAGCCCGAAGUGGAGAUUGAGGGCAAAAUGCCUGAAGUGUCCGCUCCAGAGUGUGAACUUGAUGUGGAUUCAUCGCAAGUGGAUAUUGAAGGCAAAAGAGAAAAAAUGAAGGUCCCAAAAUUUAAUGUGCCCAAAUUUGGAAUUUCUGCACCUGAUAUUAAAGCUCCGAAAAUGAGUCUUGAUGUCAGCUUGCCUAAAACUGAUAUUACUCUCCCAAAACUUGAUGCUGAUAUUAAAAUUCCAGAAGGCGAUAUACAACCAGGCAAGUUAGAAGCUGAAAUUGGUGUCAGAGGUAUACAUGUGGAGGGUCCUGAAGUUAGUCUAAAAAUGCCAAAGAUUGAAAAGCCAUCAACAGAUGUAUCUCUCCCGAAGGUGGAAGGUAAUGUUGACAUUGAUGUGGCUGUUGAGAAGCCUGAUGUUGACGUUUCAGUUCCAGAAAUGUCAACGGAUCUACAAGCCAUUAGCACUGACAUCCAGGCACCUGAAAUAGAUGUGGAUAGUGAAGCCGCUGAUGGGAAGAUCAAAAUUCAUGGUGGGAAGUUUAAAAUGCCAUCCAUGAAAAUGCCUUCAUUUGGAAUAUCUCUUCCCAAAUUCAAAGGCCCAGAGGUGGAUAUGGACGUAAAAAAGCCAGACAUAGAUGUUUCAAUGACAAAGCCUGAAGUGGAGAUAGAGGGCAAAAUGCCUGAAGUGUCCGCUCGUGAGUGUGAACUUGAUGUGGAUUCAUCGCAAGUGGAUAUUGAAGGCAAAAGAGGAAAAAUUAAAGUGCCAAAAUUUGGAAUUUCUGCACCUGAUAUUAAAGCUCCGAAAAUGAGUCUUGAUGUCAGCUUGCCUAAAACUGAUAUUACUCUCCCAAAACCUGAAAAUCCUGAAGUCAGUCUAAAAAUGCCAAAGAUUGAAAAGCCAUCAACAGAUGUAUCUCUCCCGAAGGUGGAAGGUAAAGUUGACAUUGAUGUAGCCGUAGAAAAGCCUUAUGUUCAUGUUUCUUUACCAGAAAUGUCAAAGGACCUUCAAGCCACUAGUACUGACAUCCAGGCACCUGAAAUGGAUGUGGAUAUUGAAUCCGCUGAUGGGAAGAUCAAAAGUCAUGGUGGGAAGUUUAAAAUGCCAUCCAUGAAAAUGCCUUCAUUUGGAAUAUCUCCUCCCAAAUUCAAAGGUCCAGAGGUGGAUAUAGACGCGAAAACGCCUGACAUAAAUGUUUCAAUGACAAAGGCUGAAGCAGAGAUCGAGGGCAAAAUGCCUGAAGUGUCCGCUCCCAAGUGUGAACUUGAUGUGGAUUCAUUGCAAGUGGAUAUUGAAGGCAAAAGAGGGAAAAUGAAAGUGCCAAAAUUUGGAAUGUCUGCACCUGAUAUUAAAGCUCCGAAAAUGAGUCUUGAUGUCAGCGUGCCUAAAACUGAUAUUACUCUCCCAAAACCUGAUGCUGAUAUUAAAAUUCCAGAGGGCGAUAUACAACCAGGCAAGUUAGAAGGUGAAAUUGGUGUCGGAGGUAUACAUGUGGAGGAUCCUGAAGUCAGUCUAAAUAUGCCAAAGAUUGAAAAGCCAUCAAUAGAUGAAUCUCUCCCGAAGGUGGACGGUAAAGUUGACAUUGAUGUGGCCGUAGAGAAGCCUGAUUUUGAUGUUUCUUUACCAGAAAUGUCAAAGGACCUUCAAGCCAUUAGUACUGACAUCCAGGCACCUGAAAUAGAUGUGGAUAUUGAAUCUGCUGAUGGGAAGAUGAAAAGUCAUGGUGGUAAAUUUAAAAUGCCAUCCAUGAAAAUGCCUUCAUUUGGAAUAUCUCUUCCCAAAUUCAAAGGUCGAGAGGUGGAUAUGGACGCGAAAAAGCCAGACAUAGAUGUUUCAAUGACAAAGCCUGAAUUGGAGAUCGAGGGCAAAAUGCCUGAAGUGUCCGCUCCUGAGUGUGAACUUGAUGUGGAUUCAUCGCAAGUGGAUAUUGAAGGCAAAAGAGGAAAAACAAAAGUGCCAAAAUUUGGAAUUUCUGCACCUGAUAUUAAAGCUCCGAAAAUGAGUCUUGAUGUCAGCUUGCCUAAAACUGAUAUUACUCUCCCAAAACCAAAUGCUGAUAUUGAAAUGCCAGAAGCUGAUAUACAUCCAAGCAAGUUAGGUGGUGAAAUUGGUGUCGGAGGUAUACAUGUGCAGGGUCUGGAAGUCAGUCUAAAAAAGCCAAAGUUUGAAAAGCCAUCAACAGAUGUAUCUCUCCCGAAGGUGGAAUGUAAAGUUGACAUUGAUGUGGCCGUAGAGAAGCCUGAUGUUGGUGUUUCUUUACCAGAAAUGUCAAAGGACCUUCAAGUCAUUAGUACUGACAUCCAGGCACCUGAAAUAGAUGUGGAUAUUGAAUCUGCCGAUGGGAAGAUGAAAAGUCAUGGUGGGAAGUUUAAAAUGCCAUCCAUGAAAAUGCCUUCAUUUGGAAUAUCUCUUCCCAAAUUCAAAGGUCCAGACAUGGAUACGGAUGUAAAAAAGCCAGCCAUCGAUGUUUCAAUGACAAAGCCUGAAGUGGAGAUUGAGGGCAAAAUGUCUGAAGUGUCCGCUCCAGAGUGUGAAGUUGAUGUAGAUUCAUUGCAAGUGGAUAUUGAAGGCAAAAGUGGGACAAUGAAGGUCCCAAAAUUUAAGGUGCCAAAAUUUGGAAUUUCUGCACCUGACAUUAAACCUCCAAAAAUGAGUCUUGAUGUCAGCUUGCCUAAAGCUGAUAUUACUCUCCCAAAAAUUGAUGCUGAUAUUAAAAUUCUAGAAGGCGAUAUACAACCAGGCAAGUUAGAAGGUGAAAUUGGGAUCGGGGGUAUACAUGUGGAGGGACCGGAAGUCAGUCUGAAAACAACAAAGGUUGAAAAGCCUUCAACAGAUGUAUCUCUCCUGAAGGUGGUAGGUAAAUUUGACACUGAUGUUGCCGUAGAGAAGCCUGAUUUUGAUGUUUCUUUACCAGAAAUGUCAAAGGACCUUCAAGCCAUUAGUACUGACAUCCAGGCACCUGAACUAGAUGUGGAUAUUGAAUCUGCUGAUGGGAAGAUCAAAAGUCAUGGUGAUAAAUUUAGAAUGCCAUCCAUGAAAAUGCCUUCAUUUGGAAUAUCUCUUCCCAAAUUCAAAUGUCCAGAGGUGGAUAUGGACGCGAAAAAGCCAGAAAUUGAUGUUUCAAUGAUAAAGCUUGAAGUGGAGAUAGAGGGCAAAAUGCCUGAAGUGUCCGCUCCAGAGUGUGAAGUUGAUGUAGAUUCAUCGCAAGUGGAUAUUGAACGCAAAAGAGGGAAAAUGAAGUUCCCAAAAUUUGGAGUUUCUGCACCUGAUAUUAAAUCUCCAAAAAUGAGUCUUGAUGUCAGCUUGCCUAAAACUGAUAUUACUCUCCCAAAACUUGAUGCUGAUAUUAAAAUUCCAGAAGGCGAUAUACAACCAGGCAAGUUAGAAGUUGAAACUGGUGUCAGAUGUACACAUGUGGAGGGACCGGAAGUCAGUCUAAAAAUGCCAAAGAUUGAAAAGCCAUCAAUAGAUGUAUCUCUCCCGAAGGUGGAAGGUAAAUUUGACAUUGAUGUGGCCGUAGAGAAGCCUGAUGUUGAUGUUUCUUUACCAGAAAUGUCAAAGGACCUUCAAGCCAUUAGUACCGACAUCCAGGCACCUGAAAUAGAUGUGGAUAUGGAAUCCGCUGAUGGGAAGAUGAAAAGUCAUGGUGGUGGGUUUAAAAUGCCAUCCAUGAAAAUGCCUUCAUUUGGAAUAUCUCUUCCCAAAUUUAAAGGUCCAGAGGUGGAUAUGGAUGUGAAAAAGCCAGAGAUAAAUGUUUCAAUGACAAAGCCUGUUGAAAGUUCUGCACCUGUUGCAAUAUCACCUGUUUUGUAUGUGAAACGUGAAACUGUUGAAGUCUUGCCGCCGCAAUCUGAAGCUUGUCUCGACAGUGCUGUUGAGGAAGAUGAAGGAAGCAGAGGAAAAAUAAAAAUUGCGAAAUUUAAAUUGUCAAAAUUUGGAAUUAUUCCCCCUGAUAUUGCAACAACAAGUGAGAUUACAAGUUUGCCAGUGGGCUUCAAAAGCCCAGGCCUUAAUGUUGAAGCAGCAAGACUGAGUGUGGAUACUGAUUCAAUAGAUGUUAACACAGUGAAUGGAGAUCACUUGAAAAUGCCAGAAGUUAAAAUGCAAGCAACUGGAGUUUCUACAUUUACAUUUCCAGAUGUGGACUUUGGCUUUACAACACCAAAGGAAGUCGUUUCACCCUUACAGGACUCAGAUUCUGCCAGAGAACCAGUUCUGGGAAAGAUGAACGAAGGUCUGAAUAAAGCUAUACCUGAAGUUUCCCUGACAAAUGUUGCAUUAAAAACAAAAGAUAGUUCCACACCAAAAGAAAAGGCAAGUUGGUUUAAAUUUCCGAAAAUUAGCUUUUCAUCACCAUGGAAAAAAGAGCACAAUACCGAUGGAGAGAAACAAGCUUCACAUGAAGCUACAGUGCUAGGUGUUGAAGCACAUAAACUUGGUCUCAAAUCUACUGAAAUGACAACUCAUGGUCAUCAGUCUUCAAAUAAAGCAGCAGUUGAUGAAAGUGUUGAAAAUAUAGUUGCAGCUGAUGACAGUGGUCAAAUGGUAACUAAGUGCAAAAAUGUUGAUGUCAUAAUAGAUGAGCAUGUGAAAAAGUCCAGCCAAGUAGUAACAUCAACUGCCAGAACUGAGCUUGCUUUGCUUGAGUCAGGUGAUUUCACAAUGAAUAUAAAGUCAUCUAAGUCAAGAAAAAUGCCCUUGUCUGAAAGUCCUCAUCAAAGCCAAGAUCAAACCUAUCAGACGUCAACUGGAAUUCUUCAAACUACUUUGACUGAAAGUAAAAUAACAAAAACGUUCAAGGAACAAAGUACAGACAAGCCACAAAAUUUUCAAGCUCCCAAACUAUCAGAAUAUUCAUAUUCUGAAAAUUCAUCGCAAAUGUAUCCAAAAGAACAUUCCACUAAUAUCACUAAGAAAUACAGCAUUCAAGAAUGUGCUGCCAGUGAGUCUUCUGGACAAGAAAACGUUACUAACGAAUAUUCUUCAUUCCUGGCUGAUUUCCAGUCAUCUAAAUCAGAAUGUACUGAAUCUCUCAAAAGCCACUCCUUCUCUAAGAAUUUUACCAAAACUGCAGUAACCUUACCUGAGAAUCCUGAAAUACAUGAAGACACUGUUCUAGAAGCAGCACCUACUGAAGGGUCAUCCACUGUUUUCCAGAGAAAGAUGGAAAAAAAAUCAGAAUGAAGAAAAGCAGUUAUAUUAAACAUCCCAAGUUCCUUCAGUUGCCUUCUCUGUAUCUGAAUCUGAGACAACACAGAUUAACAAUUCUGUAACCAAGGAGCAAGAUAUAUAUUUACAGUUUUGUUUAUAAUUGUGAAAUGAUGCUUUUACAAUGUAUUCAUCUACUGUUUUCUGUAUUUAAUCAAAUAUUACUUGAUUAUUCUUAGCAAAAUAUAUAUUCUGCAGAACAAUAAGGACAUUGCACACAGCAUCUAUUGUUAAAAAUCACAGGCUCACAUAUAAUAGGACUCUCUUUAAGAUCUGAAUUUAAAUUGUACAUUAUUUUACACAUUUAUGUACAGGUUGCUCCAAUGCUGUUUUUGGUUUAAAUGUAAAAAAAAACUUCCUACUUCCUAAGCUUCAUUUCACACCACAUAUCAUCAAUCAGUUUACAUUUGCUGACAUUACAUUAUAUGACCCUUUCAGAAUAGUCACCUGCAGUCAGUCAGAAUAUAUUUUAUAAUUUUUUUUAUAACUAAGGCAACAUAUAUAAAAUAUUGUCAAAUACACAGUUAAAGUUCCUUUGAAUCACUUUGCAUCAGCAAGUAGAAACAUACAUCACAUUGCACUAGUAUUGUAUGUUUUCAUCUUAAUCCAGACUAGCACUUUGUAAUGAAUAUUAACAAUUCAAAUAAUUUUAGUAGCAAUUUUGUGAAUAUUUUUAUCCCAGAGGUAUUCGGCCUAUGUCUUUGUCUUGAAAAAUCAAUGUCUAAUCCAUUACACUACCCAGCUUUUCACAAUCAUUCUGAAAUGUUUAUAUUGGAUUUCAUGUAAUUGAACUCAAGCACUAGUAUUAAUUAGCAUCAUAAAUUAUUUCAAAUGCAUGCAGAUGAAUAAUAUCCAAUCAACAAAAUUGUCUAAAAGACUAUACAUGCACAGUAUAUUCCAAGUGAUUAAUGUCAACAUAUCAGUGGAGCUUAAUGGAUAGUAAGCUAAUUUGUUCUUCUACUGAAAUCCUGAAUAUGUUUUAAAAUUUGUGUGAAUAUUUUUGCUGUAAAUAUAGUUCACUGACAAUUUGUAUUCUGAAACAGCUGCUGAUAUAUACCAUGAUUACUUUAAGGUAUUACCCAUUUGAAAUAGUACCUUUGUUUUGUUAGGUUAGCUGAAAGUUAAUGCAUCUGCCAACUCUGUAUAUGUGUCAUCAAUAAAUCAGA
Molecule: messenger RNA, 26672 nt
Organism: Mobula hypostoma (lesser devil ray)
Lineage: Eukaryota; Metazoa; Chordata; Chondrichthyes; Myliobatiformes; Myliobatidae
Product: neuroblast differentiation-associated protein AHNAK-like
Exons: 8
Biological process (GO): regulation of RNA splicing; peripheral nervous system myelin maintenance
Cellular component (GO): cytoplasm; nucleus
Molecular function (GO): protein binding
Source: RefSeq, a predicted model, not a curated record